GCUCAAGAGAAGCGCAGCCGGGGCAUAGGUGUUCUCUGAUAGACUCACUUUUAAGAGAAAGCCGACUAGCAUUUAGCUUCAGGCUUUGGCAAAUAUUUCAUUGUAGAGGUUUUUGUGAGUAUUCUUCCACACGAAUGAGCACGGAGGAACAGGCUGGGCGCUCGUUACUUUUUAUCAAUAUGUUGAAAUGCUGAGACUCUGACUCACUGUCGUGAUCGGUCGACGUGCUGUUGUUUAUGGAUAGUUUUCUAACACAGAAUAAGUCGGACAUUCUAAGAAGUCGCCUCCUCUGUGUCAUGAAAUAAAUGAAUUUGAAGAUGCAGUAGCAGGAACGGCGUUGGAAACUGAGUGAUGAUACUUUUAGAACAGGUGCUCGCUUUUCUUUGCGAUCUACAGCAUGGAUUAUUCAUGCAUAGCGUGUGCAAUUGCUCUAGCAGAAUAUUAAGACUGAGAAGGGGGAAUGAUGUAUAAAGAUGGCAACUGCAAAAAGUAUGUUCACCGUGGUGAGUGCCCCAAGUGAGGACAUUCUUAAAGGGCUGCGCUCCUGGGUGGAUGAGGAUCCGAAAAGGAAAGACAGCACUACAGCGAAUGCGGCAUGCACAGCGAGUGCUACAGCUCCUUCUUCGACUUCGUCUAGUGCGUCGUCGUACUUCGUGGCCAUCCAGCGUCCGGACCUUGCCGCGGUGGAGGACUACCUGCAAAACACAGCGGGGAUUCCCAGACCCGGUAAAUACGAUCCAGAACUGAUUUUGAAGCCUGGCGGUCAUAGUGGCACUGUUUCCCUGCUCACUGCCGAGGAAGCGACUGAAUUUCCACAUCUUGCCGACGCAAAUUACCGUCAGAGGACGAACAAAACGACAGAAGGUGCAUCUCCUGGUCCUCGAGCUAGUUCUUGCGUUUUUCAGGCUAAUGCUUGGGGAAAAAAAAUACACAAGAACAGAACUUAUCAACAGGAGGAGCAGGAACCAACAGAAAACUUAAAGUCCGCUCCUGUCAUGACCAAAGUAAUAAUCAACGACGAAAAUACGAGUGCACUUGCAAGAAGUUCAGUUGAAGGCGGUGGGUCGCUUUUUGCUGAAAUCGCCAUUCCUCUUUGUGAGAUAGGGGACGAGGGUCAGGAUGUGCCAGCGCUAGGAGGAGGCGGCAACUCCCGGCAUAUUAUGGGUUGUUCUGCAUCGUACGAGUCUGACCACAUUCAUUUUUUGCCAUCCGAUAAAGUACAAGGGAAAGUCAGAAGUGAAAACUUCGAAAUCUCCUUGGCUUGAGUAAGUUCUUAGCAAACGGAGGCAGUCCAGAGGCACUUCUCCCUUGAAUAGCACUAAUUAUUGAAAAAAUGAUAAUUUUUUUUAAAAUUCGGCUUGAUGUAGCUGUGGCUGAUUCCUGAAAAACGGCAGUCACGAACCUCACUCAUAUUUGAUGUUUUUUGUUCUUGUUUAUCCAUAGACUUUCUUAGCGUUCUAAAGAACUCUAAUAACCAGCAACAGCAUGAUCGGUUUCGAGUCAGCAGUAGCAUCAGGCCGUUCAGCGCCACGCAUAGACGAGGAGCUGGGUCAGGGGAUACGAUUCAAGGCCAGGAACUUGGUGUAAGCUCGACGUCUUCUAGCCGCCCUGUUCGUCGACCUGCGUCGGCCUCGCAUGGGGCGCGCGCGUCGGCUGUAGCGAAUACGCCGAAGCAAUUUACUGUGACACGUGACUUUAAAAACGUUGAGGAUAUGAAGCGACAGGCAGACGAACUCCGAAAGCAAGCACAGGAUACAGUGGAGCGGCUACAGAAUGGCCGGGUAGAGGACGGCUGUGCGCGGCUCAAGCGUCUGAAUAAUAUCUAUGGCCGACGAGGUAAAUCUUCGCGACCAACGACGCCAGUUGUGUCCUCAUCUUCGGGGGACAUCAACAAGUCUGCAGCUUCGGUGGAUGCUGGCCUUCAGCCAGCUGUUGCUCGUUCUCCAGGGGCAGAAGGCAGCGGGAGCGGGGGAAGAGCAGCAUCACCCCCAUUCGGCUGUCGACGUGGAGCAGGGAGCAAAGAAUCUUGUACCACAGGCGCAGGCCGUGACCAUCAACUCAUCUCAGGUGAGCAAUAUUGUGCUCGCGGAUCUCGCGACGGUGAGCAUAUGGCGCAUUUUUUUUCGAACCUGCAGAAAGAAUUAGAAGCGAAAGUUGAGAAGCUAGAAGGCGAGAACCGCAAGCUGAAGUCCCGUGUUGGAGCGAUGCAGAGCGAGCGCGUUGCCUUGCAAUCCGCAGCGCAGACGAGUAGUCGGACUAUGCAGAUGAUGCAGGACCGCCUGCACGAAGGCGAGCGCAAGUUAAAGCUCACGCUGUAGUUCCUUUCCACAGGAGAAGAUCAUUGAUCUGCUCUUUUUAUCUGUUUUCAUUUUCAUUUUUCUUUAUCUUAUUUAUCUGCUCUUUAUAAUAUAUGUGUUUUCAUUUUUCUUUAUCUUUUGAUCUGAAAAGAUGAAUUACUGACCGUAACCGUAGAAUCAAUAUGAAGUAGCACUUAGCAUGAUUCCACGAUCUAAUCAAGCUAGUUACGGAGCGCAAGAAAAGCGAAGCGAUGGACCGCAAGAUUCGAUUGUUAGAGAACCGAGAGGCCGGUCUGCUCACGGAAUUGCAGACAGCGUGUAGCGAGCAGGCGAGCGAUCAUCGAGACGAUCUAACUUUACGCAGGUUCGCAUUUGUACUAUUCUAUUUCUAAGGAUAUUUGUUUUCACCAGCUUGGCAGUAUACUAGAAGUAGUUUGGACAAUUAUACUAGGCAGAUUGCCGAGUAGAUGCACAUCAUCAGUUUAGACAAUCAUAAUUAAGACAAGCCUGUCACAAACGACGCAAAAAAGUUACUUUCUUUACGACGACAGGUGAUCAAGUAAUAAGUAAAUGGAACUAAAAUAAUUUGUUUCCAAUUUCAUUGCCAGACUCUAAUAGUAGCAGAGUGUGACGAUCUUCGAUCGGAUCGUGACCGUUUGAAGAAGACCGUAGCCAUCCUUCGCCAGGAACUGGCGCAAAAAGAGGAACGCAUCCAAAGAUUGCAAGUCGCAGGUAGGCUAGAUCACGGUGAUGGGACUACUUGAUUCGUGAUGUUGAGGGAUUGAAAAAGUUUGAAAGAAAUUUCGCAAGCAUCAGCAUAUUCAUUGGUCUUCAUUUGCUGUGACGUGAAAGAAAGCGUAGGAAUGUGACAGGGAAAGGUGAAGAGUCGGCUUAUGAAGCAAAGAGAAAGAAUGGCAAAGCCCGAGGUUAUCUUUUCAUGUUGAAUGGUUGUGACAAGAACAUUACUGCAAGCACAGCACUAGUUUGAUUAACACUUUUCGCGGGAUUUCCUAGUUUCUACCAAUCAAAGCGAGAUCAUCUAGAAAAAUAUUUUUUUCUUCCUUCGCCAUUCCAAACGUGGCAAUGGCAAAAGCAAAUUAACAUGCCGUUUGUUGUAAGUAUGUACCCUCAGUUAAGCAAGACCUUUGGAUUCUGGAUCAAACUUCUGUCGAGGAAAGGUCCGAUACUAGAUAUCAAAUUUCCGCGCGUGAAUGCUGUUUUCGUUUAUGUCUUCUUCUGGUACGGUUGACGUGUAAAUGAGAUGGAGUUGGGUUCCAUGAAAAGAGAUGAACAGACUUAGAAAUCAGAGGACCAGCUUGAACUCGGGACAUUAUUCAUGUACAAAAAAGUUCCUUGUUGAAGAUGUUUGGGACAGCAGGGUCAUCCUUUCUAGAGUUCUUCGCUAGGCAUGUGG
Amoebophrya sp. A25 is the source of this 3711-nucleotide messenger RNA. Lineage: Eukaryota; Dinophyceae; Syndiniales; Amoebophryaceae. The record is from the annotation of a GenBank genome assembly.